CCAGAGUUUAUUAAAACACCAGACAACAUAAAACAACAUCAACCAUAGAAGAACAAAACAAGAGUGUAAAACAUCUAACCAGAGCGACUCUCGCUCAGCAUUUAAGAUGUUAAAGAAGCUUUACAGUGACUAAACCAACCAGUUUCACCAGAGGGCACUAAUAUGUUUUUGAAAGCAGGAUUCGGCUUUUCCAGUUUUCUUCUGGAAUGCUGUCCUUCAUUCGGUUCCUCGGUCGCUCAGAGGAGAGCAGCUAGUGCAGCUCAACCAUCAUGGCUGUGAAUAUCCCAGGCGUGGUAGCGAUGGUGCUUUUCUACCUGCUGGUCCUCGGGAUCGGCAUCUGGGCUUCGUUCAAGUCCAAAAGGGUGCAGAAGAAAAGCGCAGCAACCCAGAUGGAGAUGGCCCUGCUGGGGAACCGGGGAAUCAACUGCGUGGUGGGGAUCUUCACCAUGACAGCUACAUGGGUUGGAGGAGGCUUCAUCGUUGGCUUGACUGAGAUGAUGUACACACCAUCUAUGGGACUGACCUGGACGCUGAUUAUGGUGUCAGCAUACAGCACAUCGUUUGUUCUUGGUGGCUUCGUGUUCGUCAAACCAAUGAGAGAGAGAAGAUACCUGACGAUGCUCGACCCUUUCCAGGCCAAGUACGGGAAAGGACUAACAGCUGUUCUGUCCGUGGUGUCUCUGUUCAUUGAUGUGGUCUGGGUGGCCGUCAUACUAAUUGGUCUAGGAGCAACCAUGAGUGUGGUCUUGGACCUGUCCUACGCUGUGACCAUCUGGAUCUCUGCGGCCGUCGCCAUCACCUACACCCUGCUGGGAGGCCUCUACUCUGUGGCCUAUACAGAUGUUAUACAGCUCAUCCUCAUAUUUGUGGGCUUGUUCAUCUGUGUUCCCUUUGUCAUGAUGAACCCUUACUCGCUGAGCAUCAGUGACACUCUGAUGAACAACACCUUACACGCUCCCUGGAUCGGUGCACUGCAGCUGAAACGGACCUGGAUCAUGAUCGAUGACUUCAUAUUCUGGGUGCUGGGCAGUCUGGGAUAUCAGUGCCUCCACCAGAGAAUCUUAUCGUCUUCGUCCUCAGCCGCAGCCAAGCUCUCGUGCAUUGCUGCAGCUUUCCUGAUUCUUGUAUUUGGGGUGCCUCCUAUUCUGUUUGGGGCUGUCGUCUCAUCCACAGACUGGAACCUGACCUCCUAUGGUUCUCCAUCUCCGUAUGAACGUGGGGAAGCAGCUCUCGUCCUGCCCAUCGCCCUGCAGCACCUCACGCCACCAGUCGUCUCCAUCAUUGGUAUUGGAUGUGUGGCGGCCGCCGUCAUGUCAUCAACUGACUCCGCUUUGCUUUCUGCGGCUUCUGUUUUCUCCUCCAACAUUUACAAGAACAUCCUGAGGCCUCAGGCAUCAGACAGAGAGAUUCUGUGGCUGGUCCGUGCUGCUGUGGUUGUUGUGGGUGUGGUCGGUACAUCGCUGACCAGCCUGAACAACAGCGUGGUCGUGUUCUGGAUGCUUGGUGCUGAAGCGGCCUAUAUCAUCAUCUUCCCUCAGCUGGUCUGCGUCCUCUUCUUUAAAGUCUCCAACGGUUACGGGGCUAUUCUAGGUGGGCUGCUGGGAUUGGGGUUAAGACUGCUUAGCGGAGACGCAACACUUGGACUGCCAGUUGUCCUCCAGUUCCCAGGAUGCACUCUUGAGGACGGUGUGUACGUGCAGUACUCCCCAGUGAGGAUCAUCUGCAUGUCAUCUGCCAUUGCUUUCAUCUUGCUGUUCUCCUACCUGGCCUCUAUGCUCUUCAACAAAAACCUGCUUCCUGAGAAGCUGGAUGUGUUUAAAGUGAAAGUCCAGCACUCACCUGAACCGACGCCACCUGCAGGUGAUGCUACAGAACACAGUGACAGUGAGAAGCGGGCAUCGGAGCCAAUGCUCAGCACAACGUGUUAG
This is a messenger RNA of Stegastes partitus (bicolor damselfish), 1928 nucleotides long. RefSeq names its product high-affinity choline transporter 1-like. Gene Ontology annotation, biological process: acetylcholine biosynthetic process; transmembrane transport; choline transport. The transcript is spliced from 8 exons. Gene Ontology annotation, cellular component: plasma membrane. The record is from RefSeq and is a predicted model, not a curated record. NCBI's taxonomy places the organism in Eukaryota, Metazoa, Chordata, Actinopteri, Pomacentridae. Gene Ontology annotation, molecular function: choline:sodium symporter activity. The coding region runs from base 270 to 1928 and encodes 552 amino acids.